Molecule: messenger RNA, 898 nt
Organism: Spodoptera litura
Lineage: Eukaryota; Metazoa; Arthropoda; Insecta; Lepidoptera; Noctuidae
Source: RefSeq, a predicted model, not a curated record
AAAUCUUAAACAUUCACGAUACACAUCUUUUCAUUUCGCUGCAAAUAAAUCACACGUUGGUGCACGGACAAUCACGAUGUCGGGACAGCCAAUGGGCGGCGCUAUAAGCUGACGUUUGCGCUCCCCGCCACCCCGCCCUUCGAGUAUACAAGAGUGGCCAGCGGCCACCUCGGGAACGGCAUUCCUUAGUCACCUUUGCCCGUGCAAUCAUGUCUAUCUGGAGACCAUUUAGUUUAGAAGAAGUCAACACUGUCGAGGACGAUGAGACGACUCAGACCACAGAGAUAGUGGAACCUCUAUCGUCGGAUUUGAGUGUGUUACGCGUGCCACAAUCUGUAGCUGUGCCUGUGUCGGCGGCACAACCGACGCUGUCAACGUACCCGGUAUACCCGACAGAGCCAGGGUACCUGCCGCUGCCUCUACGCUAUGGAGAUGUUCAAGUUUCCUCAGGUGGUAGUUCAGGCUACCAUUCCUUGAGUACGCCGUCAUCGUCACCCCCGCCUGGCCCACCCGCCGCCGUUUCAGCACCGGUGUUAACUGCAGAGCUGGAUCCAGAUUAUCAGCGUUACGUUGAGGCUGCCAUGGCUGCCAUAAGAGCUCACCAAGGUGGCACUUUAGUCGGAAAUAAUCCGAACAUGCGUCGCGCUGUGCGGUCGCAAGCGCACGCCGGCACCGCGGCGGAAGCCGACGCCUACCGACGCACGCGCGAGAAGAACAACGCGGCGGCGAAGAAAAGCCGCGACCGGCGGAAGCUGCGCGAGGUAGAACUGUCGGUGGAGCUGUCGUACCUGAAGCAGCAGCUGGCGGCGCUCAAGGCGACGCUGCGCUCCCGCGCCUGCACACGCUGCCGCCGCUCCUGUCUGUGCUAGUGCGGACCACCAGCACACACAUACACACA